UCUUAUCUUAUCUUAUUCAUAAAUUGUGCAAAAUUAAAAAAAUAAAUUAAAAAAAAGCAAAAUUCCAACAUCUGCUAAUUGAUUUUCAUACAGAAUUGAAUGGAAACCAUAUUGGCUGCCUGGAUCAGUAGGAAACAGUACAUCAUGUAUAUGAAAAGUCAUAAAAAUAUCAUGCGUAUACAGGCUUUGAUAUAUAACCAAGUAUGGUGGGUAUCUUUUUCGUUCAUGUAUUUCCUAUAGGUUUGUGGUGGAGGAGGAGGGCUGCUGCUCCUCCUCCAGGAUCUUCACCGUUUCUGCUCACACUUGAUGGCUGGUGAUCACUAAGAAUAACUGGUCCAACCGUGGGACUGGCCUGGACCAGCCUCAGAUUCCCACGACCCCUCCUCUCCACACACACACACACACAGAGAGAGAGAGAGAGAGAGAAAUGAAAACACAGGCUGCAGAGGCGCACACGCAGAGAGGAGGACACAGAGAGAGAGAAGCAGAGCGGCUUUGCACCACUUUUAUGUAAAGCCAGAGGAUGACAGCAGCCAGUCCCGUCUGCAGCCCCGCCUCCUCCCACUCUUCCCAGUCGUUACCUGUUUGCCUCCCAGCAUGCUACACACACCUGAAAAAAAGGCAAAGCCCUCCAGACCAAGCUGCACCUGCGCUCCGCUCCGGGCGUGUGGCUCCUGCUUGGCGUGGCGGUGGUUCUGGUGGGGAUGGCCGUCGCGGUGGCGGGCUACGUAUCCGCGGCGCCCAAGCUGCCCGUCGUGGGCAGAGGCAGCACCCACAUUGACAGGAUGAAACUGGCCGGGCCCGUAGUCAUGGGGGUGGGCCUGUUCAUCUUCAUCUGCGCCGCCACGCUGCUCUACGAGAACCGGGACCUGGAAAUCCUCAGGCGUGACCCGCCCGAUGACCUUGAGGAUCUGAAGGGUGGGGACGGCUGGGAGGACUCACAGGAGCAGCCCAGCUUCAGCUCCCAGGAGCAGUGGGGGUGUAAAGAUGGAGAGCAGGGAUCCUGGGCCGCUCCGACUCACACGCUCCCCCUCUCCAGCUCCAACCAGAACUGUGGUCCACCUCUUCCUCCACCUCACGCGGACACCAGCAGCAGGCCGUCACCGCCGUCUCCUUCGAAUGCAGGAGGUAGAGAUGGAGAGGAGGAGGAGGAGGAAAAGGAGGAAAAGGAAGGAAGGUCUACCCUCCUGACCCGAGUUCUGCACCACCAGGAGCCAACUCCUCGCCCUCCCUCACCAUGCCCCUCCAUCUCCUCCGUCUACUCAGACUCUUGCAACUCCAGUGAAAUCAACGUCAACACACGGACAGGCCUUCCUCCACACUGAAACCACCCACUGGUUUCUACGGUCUCAUAAAAUAUGCAUGAUGAGAUUCAUUUAGAAGUUUCACGUGCAGAGACACACUUAAAUAGACGAGACUAUGCAUUCCUCAAUAAACAGAUUAAACGUUUGUUGGUAUGUUUUAGUGCCACAGAGUGGCGCAGUGGCUCUGAGUCACUGUCUGUGAAGGGUGGUUUUGUCCUACAUCGUUUCUCUGACUCACCCACGUUUGAAAGAUUGGAGCUAUGCCGUUUGAUGUCAACUCGCCAUCUUGUUGUCUUUGAACUCACCCGUGCCCGAAAAUCCCUAAAGCCACUGCUUGUUUGACCAUAUUUGGACUCGAGGAGGGUUUGCUGAAAACUUAUUUGGGUGCCGUACUGCGAGAUGGACACACUGACUCACAUGCAGAGCGUCUACAAUUCCUCUGUUAAGAGGAUGAGCCAGAUUACGCCUUAAAUGAGUCUUUAUCUAAUCUCACACAUACUGUAAUCUGCUCUUUAUCUGAGGAAAUUGUGUCUCGGAGUAAACAAGAGAAACGCACAAGGCCAAACUCCUCUCACUCGACACCUACGGCCCCGCUAUAAAUACCAGCUGCUGUUCUGUACACAUGCAAGCGUGGACUCCAGUUUCAGUGUUUUUACUGUAAUUCAACUUUUUUUUUGUGUCAGCUGCUCAGUUUCUCUCCUUUUUCUCAAGUGUGUCGAGGCGAGAUCUUAAAGAAUUUCAAUCAGAUGGUGGAUAGAAAGAAAAGAGCAAAAUCUGGUGAGGCUGUUAUGAGUUAUUUCUGACGCAGCUCAGCUGAGAAAAAGCGGUCCUAUGAGUAGUGUAACUGAAGCCUCACUCUCCCACCAUCCCGACCUUUCAUCUCCUCUCGCUUCAUCAUCUGAUUCCUACGCUUUAUUCAAAUAUCCUGUCCUCCAUCUCUCAAUCUUUGGCUUCUGCAAAACAGAGCAAAACAAUGCAGAGUCAAAUGCUGAUGAUCUGGUCCAAUUAAACGAAAAGCGAGCAUGUUUGAACAGUAAAGUAAAGGGGGGAGGAUUUUAAUUAUCGCCAGCAUUUUCUCCUCCAGCCUCUAAUUACGCAGGGGAUCAGUCUGAAGGGUUUUAUAGGAGCUUCAGGACUGCGGAGCAUUUCCUUGUUGUUCGGGCCCAUGCUGGGAUCCUGCCAUCCAGAUGACGACUGAGACUGAAGCGUACAGUAAUUUGCAGCCACACAUUUCACUCACUAAAGGCAGCACCCAUCUCUCUCCUACACACACACACACACACUCACACGCACACACUUGGUAGAAGGGUUCGUGUAGGUACAUUAUGCUGUUUUAAGAUGCUGGAUGUAUAUUUCAGUAGCAGGUAUGAGUCGAGGAGAUGUGUCUGAGUCUUGACUGAAUCUUGCAACAAGCUGCAAGCAGCCUCCUUCACACUUAGGAAAGCAGCUCUCUCCUCAUUCACACACACACACACACACACACACACACACACACACGAGUCCUUCUCACUGUGAGAGAUGCUCUGACGUGUUUACAUUUAGAGGGAUUGAUGCUGAAUGUCAGAGCUGCAGCCAAAGAUUGCUGACUGAUUGAUCUGCAGAUUAUUUUCUCGAUUAUUGUCUAAUAUUUUUUGUUCACACUCAGUUGCCAGUUUAUUAGGCACACCCAGUUUCAACUAAUGUGGUUUGAUUCAACAGUCCUGCAAUAAAUCCUAUCUUCACAAA
Molecule: messenger RNA, 3029 nt
Organism: Sebastes umbrosus (honeycomb rockfish)
Lineage: Eukaryota; Metazoa; Chordata; Actinopteri; Perciformes; Sebastidae
Exons: 2
Coding region: 705-1325 (206 amino acids)
Source: RefSeq, a predicted model, not a curated record